Molecule: messenger RNA, 836 nt
Organism: Phacochoerus africanus (Common warthog)
Lineage: Eukaryota; Metazoa; Chordata; Mammalia; Artiodactyla; Suidae
Exons: 3
Coding region: 144-836 (230 amino acids)
Source: RefSeq, a predicted model, not a curated record
UAGUGGGAUUUGUUAACCACUGAGCCACGACGGGAACACCCCUCUGGUCAUUCUUAAUAUAAGCAUGUCAUCAAACAUUUUAAUAGUGGUUAAAAUAUUGUGAACCACAACACUAAGUUUUUGAAGGACAUCUGAGGGAAGAGAUGGGCUUCUGGCAAGAAGAGAUUAAAGAAACCAGCAACGGGCCCUUUGAAGAGUGGAUUAAAGGAGUGAGAAAUAGCCUAGAAAGAAAUGAUGAGACAAAUGUCACCAUUUCAUCUGAUGUACUUGGAUAUUUGGAUGAUUCUUCAAUCCCAAAAGCCAUGAAGCUAUUGUCACAAGGUACACCGGCUGGGACCAGGCCUACAGGUGGCAGGCAGCAGUACCCACAGCAAGGCCCAGGGAGACAGGCUCAGUGGCCAGGGUUGGGAUGUCUCUGGCUUAGCCCCAUCUGCUCUGAAUGCUCUCAUCCUAGUAGGCUGACAUCCUUCAACCAAAAAUCAGUGUGCGUGUGUCUGUGUGUAUGUGUGGAUUCUGAUUUGGGAGGCCACCUGGAGUCAAAAGACUUUCUGGUGAUUGACAGGGCACCACUGGUAAAGAACCUCUGCUCUUCCAGGCACCCCCUGGAGGAUGAAUGGAAUAUAAACAAACAGAGCAAGGACAUGACACAACCAACCCUUGACAAAUGUCCCAGGGCCAGAGAGUUUGAGAGAAGAGGGAGAAGGUGGCUCUGUCCCCAGUAUGGGGAGAGGUACAGCAGCAUUCCUGUGGCAGACCAGGGAAGAAAGAGAUGUUUCGCAGGGACUUACACAGGAGGGCAGUGGCAAGAAGGUGACGGCCCCCAAACACCUCUAUGA